CCUUUCAAGCAAGCAAAAUACCAUCACGUCUAGUCGUCAACUAAAGAAGCAAGAAGUAAUUAGUAGUAGAAAUUAAAAUUACUACUACUUAAAGUUCUCGCAUCCCGCUAAAAAAUUCUAUUAGAUCCUCAAUCAAUUAAAGAGGAACUAAUCUCUCUAUUAGUGGUACUUACUGACGCUUAUAUUUUCAGACAGCGAACGUUGUGGUUCACAUCAUACCGUUUUUUUUUCUCCUCUUAUUAGUAAAAUUUGUUUUCAUUCUCUUCUACUUGCUACUUCUUCUUCUGCUUCUUCUUUCUUCUUCUUCUUCACAUCAUUUUGUGUAAAGAUUUAAUGGCGUCCAAAUUAAGUACAUUUAUAGUUGGACAUGGAUGGAGGGGUUUAAGUUGUAAUAAUCCAAAUGAACGUCCACCUUCUCUUCGUUUGAUUCGUACUUCUUGUAAGAUGCAAAAGAAGAACAUCAGUUCACCAAAUAAGAGACAGCCUAUCAGAAAAGUCCCUCCUGAACGCUUAUUAAUAAGUAACAAUUUCGAGCCAAAUGACGAUCAAACUGCUAAAAAUGAAACUGCUCCUACAGAUGUUACCACAAGUUCGCCUGAGAUAUUGAUACCAAUGAACGAGAACUAUGAUGAAACUGCUGCAGUUCAGAGUGCUGUUGAAGAUAGUGUCUCAAGAUUCAAUAAGGGAAGCAUGUUGGACAAUGAAGUAGAGGUUACAUUUGUUGAUAAAGUAAAUAACCUCGCACGGUCUGAUGAUUCGUCACAUUUAGCAUGGGCACAACUUUCGACUGAGAAUGUUGAUGGUGGGGAAAAGCUUUCAACUGUCCGACUUGACGAUUUGGUUGGCAUGAUAAGAAAUUCUGAAAAAACUUUUGCAGAUAUUAUGCUUCUCAAUCAAGCACGUAUUCGUGCACUUGAAGAACUUGAUAAGACUGUCACCGAGAAGGAAUCUUUGCAAGGAGAAAUGAACGUCUUGGAGAUGAAGUUGGCAGAAACUGAUGCACGAAUGAAAGUUGCAGCACAAGCAAAAAUACAUGCAGAACACCUAGAACAUCAGUUGGAAAGGCUCAAGGAUGAACUAUCUGAUAGGGGUGUUUCCGAGGAGAACUAUAUUGACGUCACAGAGGACAAUAAUGAACUUUUGACCAAGGAAGCUCUUAUGUUGCAAAAUAGAAGGUUUACCUCUCUGAGUGAAGAGCUUAGAUCAUUAAGAAAGGAGAACAUAUUCCUGAAGGAUGACAUACAAAAGCUGAAGGAAGAGUUGACUAAUGUAAAGGAAACAGAUUACCGUGUAUUAGCCUUAGAGAAUGAACGGUCAUCUUUGGAUGCUGCCUUGAAGGACCUUGAAUCUAAGCUUGUGGUUGCUCAGGAAGAUGUUGCGAAGCUAUCUAUUUUGAAAUUUGAAUGCAAGGACCUAUGGGAUAAGGUAGGAAGUUUGCAAAAAUUGCUUGAUAAAACAACUAAACAAGCAAAUCAAGCAAUUUCGUUACUGCAGCAGAACAGCGAGCUCCGGAAGAAGGUUGAUAGGUUGGAAGAAUCUCUAGAGGAAGCAAGUGUUUACAAGUUAUCAUCCGAAAAAUUGAAUAAAUAUAAUGAGCUAAUGCAACAAAAGAUACAAAUUAUGGAAGAGCGGCUUCAAAAGUCUGAUCGAGAAAUACAUUCUCAUGUACAAUUAUAUCAGGAGUCUGUCAUGGAAUUUCAAGAUAUACUUAAUAGUCUGAAAGAAGAAAGCAAGAAAAGGGCAGUAGAUGAACCCAUGGAUGAUUUGCCAUGGAUAUUCUGGAGUUGUUUAUUGCUGAAAAUCGAUGGAUGGUUUCUAGAAAAGAAAAUAUCUUUCAAAGAUGCAAAGCUUUUGAGAGAAAUGGCGUGGAAGAGAGAUAGAAGGAUCCACAACGCAUACAUGGAUUGCAACGACAAAAUUGAGUCUGAAGUGCUGUCAACAUUUCUCAAGCUGAUAUCAUCUGAAUCACGAAGCACAGGAUUGCAUAUCAUUCAUAUUGCAGCGGAGAUGGCACCAGUUGCAAAGGUUGGCGGCCUGGGAGAUGUUGUAUCUGGCCUCAGUAAAGCGCUGCAGAAGAAAGGACACCUUGUAGAAGUUAUACUUCCCAAAUACGAUUGCAUGCAAAACGACCGGAUUGGUGAUAUGAGGGCCCUAGAUAUGGUGCUAGAGUCUUACUUUGAGGGUCGAUUAUUCAAAAACAAAGUCUGGGUUGGGACAGUUGAAGGAUUGCCCGUGUAUUUCAUUGAGCCCCUUCAUCCAGCGAAGUUCUUUUGGAGAGGGCAGUUUUAUGGGGAACAUGACGACUUCAAACGUUUCUCAUAUUUCAGUCGAGCAGCACUUGAAUUAAUUCUCCAAGCUGGCAAGAAACCGGAUAUAAUCCACUGCCAUGAUUGGCAGACGGCUUUCGUGGCACCACUUUACUGGGAUCUGUAUGCGCCCAAAGGUCUCAAUUCAGCAAGAAUUUGUUUUACAUGUCACAACUUUGAAUAUCAGGGUACAUCAAAUGCUUCAGAGUUGGGAUCCUGCGGGCUUGAUGUCCACCAACUAAAUAGACCAGAUAGGAUGCAGGAUCAUUCAGCUCAUGACAGGGUCAAUCCUGUUAAGGGUGCAGUUGUGUUCUCUAAUAUCGUAACAACAGUGUCUCCAACAUAUGCUCAAGAGGUCCGGAGUGUUGAGGGAGGACGAGGACUUCAUUCAACAAUAAAUUCUCAUUCCAAAAAAUUCGUUGGAAUUCUGAAUGGAAUCGAUACAGAUGCAUGGGAUCCUUCCUCUGAUACGUUUCUCAAAGUUCAGUAUAAUGCUGACGAUCUUCAGGGGAAAGUAGAAAAUAAGAAGGCUCUAAGAGAAGAACUGAAACUCUCAUCUGCUGAUUCCAGGCAGCCACUGGUUGGUUGCAUUACAAGAUUGGUUCCGCAGAAGGGAGUUCAUCUGAUUAGGCAUGCUAUAUAUCGGACAUUGGAAUUAGGAGGGCAGUUUGUACUUCUUGGUUCAAGCCCGGUAGAUCAUAUUCAAAGGGAAUUCGAGGGUAUUGCAAAGCACUUCCAGAAUCACCCUCAUGUUCGGUUGAUAUUGAAGUAUGACGAGGCUCUGUCGCACUCCAUUUAUGCUGCUUCUGAUAUGUUCAUUAUUCCUUCCAUAUUUGAGCCAUGUGGUCUUACACAGAUGAUUGCAAUGAGAUUUGGUUCUGUACCUAUUGUAAGGAAAACCGGGGGGCUUAACGACAGUGUUUUUGAUGUUGACGAUGAUUCCAUCCCAGCUCAAUUACGCAACGGUUUUACAUUUGUAAAUCAGGAUGAGAAGGCACUAAGCAGUGCAUUGGAUCGAGCAUAUAACCUAUACACGAUGAACAAUCAAAAAUGGCAGCAACUUGUUCAGAGAAACAUGAAAAUUGAUUUCAGUUGGGAUUCUUCAGCUUCAGAGUACAUCGAACUUUACGAGAAAUCUGUUGCUAGAGCAAGGGUAGCAAAUCGUGCUUUACCGCUUCCGUGAUUCUUACAUUCUUUUAUCAAUAAGAGAACCCACAAGGCACUGGAAAGCCAAACCUUGUUAUCCGUUGGAGGGAAAACGGUGGUGGUUAUGAUUAGUCAUAGUUCUAACAAUUUCAUUGAAUGAAAUCACUAAAUACACAAGUUUCUUCUUCUUCCCGUGCGUUAUAUCAAUCUGAUGUAAUAAAUGACCCUGUCCAUAAAGGCUCGGACAUGAUGUGAAGGUUUGGCAAGAAAUAGUGCAAUUUUCUUUUGUAAAUUCACAUAUACUAACAUUUUAAAAUAAAUAAAUUGUUACUCCCUU
This is a messenger RNA of Papaver somniferum (opium poppy), 3789 nucleotides long. RefSeq names its product probable starch synthase 4, chloroplastic/amyloplastic. Gene Ontology annotation, molecular function: alpha-1,4-glucan glucosyltransferase (UDP-glucose donor) activity. The record is from RefSeq and is a predicted model, not a curated record. NCBI's taxonomy places the organism in Eukaryota, Viridiplantae, Streptophyta, Magnoliopsida, Ranunculales, Papaveraceae. The coding region runs from base 334 to 3489 and encodes 1051 amino acids. The transcript has 16 exons.